Molecule: messenger RNA, 1224 nt
Organism: Vigna radiata var. radiata (mung bean)
Lineage: Eukaryota; Viridiplantae; Streptophyta; Magnoliopsida; Fabales; Fabaceae
Product: 54S ribosomal protein L37, mitochondrial
Exons: 3
Coding region: 258-653 (131 amino acids)
Cellular component (GO): mitochondrial large ribosomal subunit
Molecular function (GO): structural constituent of ribosome
Source: RefSeq, a predicted model, not a curated record
UUUCGGGUUCUGUCACUGAAUGUUGGAGGGGAACCACACGCCGUUGUGAACCUAGAAGUUCAGAGUUUGGCGCCGUAGCAUACAAGGAAAGGCGGCGGAAACCACCUUUCAGACACACCGAUCUUAUUCCAUCUUAUUCUUCAAAUUGAGAAAUUUUGUAAGGGAAGUAGGAGUUCAGAUUAUGUGUUGUAUUUCUGCAUCUUAGUAUGUAUCUGAACUCUAAGCAAUCAAGGUGUUGAAUUCAAAUUAGGAAAGUCAUGGCUAUGAACCGUGCCAGAUCUAUAAGAUAUAUUCUUACAGUCAAAGAGGCAGUUAAGGUUGCACACCAACGAACUUAUGCCGCCGGAAAAGCAAAGAAAGGAUCUAAAGGGGGUGGAUCUGCGGAUUCACCCAAGGCAUCAACUCUUAGCAAAGAAGUCAAGGCAAGCACAGUUGUAGGUGCUAACAUUCUGAAGGAAGGAACUGAUCCAAAAAUCCUGCCUGAUUCAGAGUACCCCGACUGGCUGUGGCAUCUGCUCGAUAAACGUCCGGCACUUAGUGAACUACGUAGGAAGAAUAUUGAAACACUAUCUUAUGAAGAUCUAAAACGCUUUGUUAAGCUGGAUAAUCGUGCAAGGAUCAAGGAGAGUAACUCUCUGAAGGCAAAGAAUUGAUUUCAAUGGUCAAAAAGAGAACUAGGAGUAUGGGGAUUGAAGCGACAGUGUGGAGUUUUUCCAUUUCUUUUAUUUCUUGUGAUUCUGGGAUUCCUCUGAGUAAUCGGCUUACAUGUAUGCAGGCAUUAAAUGGAACAAAGGCCAAAGAGUUGGAUGAUUUUGCACAUUUGUUGUUUCUUUUCUUUCUACUACUUUUUAGUCUGUUUUUUACCUGGUGUUUGGUAAAUUAAAUCUGACUGCUUUUCUUGAUUGAACAGAACCUUGUCCAUAAUUUUGUUCUAUGCUUUAUUUUGCUUUUCUAGACAUUUAUUAUAACGUUCAUUCAAGGGGAUUCCUAUAGAAAGGGCAAAGGAAUGUCGCUCCCUUCAAAACUCAAAGACAGAUUUGUGGCAACUGAGCAGUUACUCACAUCAAUUUUGCUUCGUUCAAGAAUCACAUGGUAAAACGGUGGAUGAACUUUCCCGUUAGAAUCAAAUAUCACAUACUUGGUAACACAUUAUUUAAUAGAAGAUCUGAAUGGAACUUUUAAUUUUGUACUCUUUUCUGAUAGAAAUGUAAUGAGAUUUGUUGU